Molecule: messenger RNA, 3489 nt
Organism: Arctia plantaginis
Lineage: Eukaryota; Metazoa; Arthropoda; Insecta; Lepidoptera; Erebidae
Source: the annotation of a GenBank genome assembly
AUGGUCACAGCCUUUUGUCGUCAGUUAGGAUGGAAAAAUAUGGAAAUGUUGAUAUCACAAUUUCAAGAUCGUUUACACUUCGGUAUUCAUUCUGAAUUAUUAGAACUAAUGAAAUUGCCAUCUUUGAAUGGUAUAAGGGCCAGAACACUUUUUGAUUCUGGUUUCGAAUCAAUUUCAAGUAUUGCUUCAGCCGAUAUACAUACUAUUGAAAAUAUUCUUCAUAAGUCUGUACCUUUUCAAAGUGAAAAAGCCAGAGAAGAUGAUGAUAAUGAUGAUAUAAGAAAGCGUAAUAAAAUGAAAAGUGUUUGGAUAACUGGCUAUUGUGGUAUAACUAUAAAAGAAGCUGCUGAAAAUCUUAUAAGCGAAGCUAGAAAACAUCUUUCCCUUGAAAUUGGUGUCGUUGAUAUCAAUUGGAAUAACAAAUUAACGGAAAAAACUGAAGCCUUAGGAAAGUUAAGUACUGAUACCAUGAACUGUGAAAGUCAAAAAAUUAUGUCUGAAAAUAAGACUCAAUCUAAAAUUGGUCUAGCUGGUAUUGUUCAAAAUAUUUCGUUUGACAAAAUAGAAAAACUUGAAACUUUUGAUACUGAGACGAGGAAAACAAAACACGAAACAGAAAAUACUACUUUUCAGAAGAAUCCCUCUCAGUCAAUGUUAGCUAAAUCUACAAAAGAAAAAGAACGUAAAGACAAUUAUCUCUUUAACCAUAAAAUCGACUUAAAACAUCUAAACAAACCAAAUCUGACCUGUGCAGUUAAUGAAAAAGAAAAGGAUACAAAUUUACCGGAUAAUACUUUACAUAAUGGUUUUAAUGUCAAUAACUCAGAAAUCAACUGUCCUAUGCUCGGUACAAAAGAAUCCCAGUUUCAAAAACUAGAACAAGUUAAUUGUAAUAUUGCAAAAAAGGACAAUGAUAAAAGUAUUGAUAAUACAGUUUUAACUGCAAAAGAAAGUAUAUUAUGGGAUUCUCUAAAUUUCACCGAAAAUGGAUUAGAAAAUAUAACAAAAUUACGCACAUCCGAUAAAAUGUCUCCGAAUGUUAGUUUUGGUGAAUUCGAAAAGUCUAUAGCAGCGAGUAAUAUUUCAGAAACUAUGAAUUCUUCAAAACAAAAUAUCUCAACUAAAGACAUAAGUUUGUUUUCGUCUGAAGGGGAUAGUUCGAGUUUAUUCGAAGAAAGCUUGCCAAUAGAUUUAAUAUCAAGUAACCUGUUCGACAAAGAAUCAAAUAUAUUACGUAAGCAAGAAACUACUUCAGAUUAUGCUAGCAUCGAUUCUAACACGCUUUUAAAUGCUUUCAAAACCACUUUAAUUGAAGUUGAAGAUUCGGAAGAGGACGAUAUCAAGUUAGUUUACGAGGAUGAUGUAAUUUCAGAAAAUGAGUUACCUAAAACAACAAAUAUUGCAGAGUUUAAUGUAAUAAUAGACAAAAAUAAUAUUUCUUAUAAACGCAGUUAUAAUUUGAGCAAACAAACUGAACCACUUUUUAAGAAAAAGAAAACGGACGAUGAGUUUGUAUUAACUAAUAUUAAAGAAACAUCAAAAGCAAUAUCUUCUUCCCUUAACAUUCAUACGAAAAAUCCAUUAUCAAAAAGACUUACUAUGGACUUUAACAAAUAUGAAUUGAAUUGUUACGUAUUACGGGGCAAUGAUAUUAUUAAUAAUAUUCAUGUGAUUGAAGAUGUUCAAAUAGCUUCUAUUUAUUUUACGUUAAAUCAAUGUAUUGGAAUAAGCAAUGAAAUAAUAGGAAGUGAAGUAAUUGAUAAUGCUAAAUAUAGAACAGCAACUUCCUUAAAUGAAAAUUCUCCAGUGAAGGGGAUUUCAAUAUUUUUUAACAAAGAUAUAUGUAUUUAUUUAGAUUUUACGGCCAUGGAUGAUAUCCUAGAAAUGAAGCAUAGGUUAAAAUGUUGGUUUAAAAAGAAAGUGUUAUUUAAGGUGUUAUGUUCAAAAACUGUGAAUAUGAAAUUAAAGCAAUGGCUUGGUGUAAAUUUACCAAGUAACUGUACAGACAUUAGUUUGUUUGAAUGGCUCAUCGACAGCACGGAAAAAAUACCGGAUAUUGAGUAUUUGACUAAAAAAUAUUGUGGCAUCAAUUUUUCAAACUGGUCAUUAAAAAUUGACGGCCAGCAAAAGAGGUUUAAAGGUCUAGAUAUUGUUGAAACACAGUGUAUAAGGACCUUUUAUAUAUGGAUGAUUGCAGAAAAGCAAGAAAAAGUAAUUUUAGAAAACUUUUAUCCCCUGCAAAAUAUAGUCGAUACCGAAAGUCAAGUUUCGAAGAUUCUAGCUAACAGUGAAUAUUACGGAAUUACCACAGACAAGGAUCUCGCGUCGCGUCUUUUGAUUGAUGUUAGAAAUUCCCAAGAUAUUCUCCAGAAGAAGGCAUAUAAACUUUGCGGAUAUCAUUUCAACUUUAACUCUUCGAAAGAUGUAGCUAAGGCUUUAGGCAUAUACAACGGUCGUAAAGUGAGCACAAAGAAGAGUGUGCUAACCUCUCACAACAGUCCUCUGUCAAGUAUUGUUAUUUAUUGGAGGAAGCUUAAUUCUAUAUUGACGAAAACGUUGUACCCACUCACGGAAAAAGCCUGUAUAUACACCGAAGGAAAUAGAAUAAAUCCCUCGUACACAAUGUUCACCUGCACUGGCCGCAUCAGUAUGCAUGAGCCAAACCUACAAAAUGUUCCGCGCACUUUUUCAAUUCCCAGUGAAUACCUUACACUGAAUAAAGCUAAGUGUGAUGAAGUAGUGGAGUUCAACUGCAGGAACAUAUUUAAAGCAGCCCCUGGCUAUAUAAUAGUGUCGGCGGACUAUUGUCAGUUGGAAAUGCGGAUUCUGACGCAUUUUAGUAAAGACCCGGUGUUGAUGGACAUUAUGAAUUCUGAUGUUGAUGUGUUCAAAUCUAUUGCGGCUUUAUGGAGCAAUGUAGCUGAAGACGAGGUAGACGACGACCUAAGGCAAAAAGCAAAACAACUCUGUUAUGGUAUUAUUUAUGGGAUGGGAAACAGAACGCUGGGACAGCAUCUCGAUGUGACUGAAAUGGAAGCAGCUAUAUUCAUGGACUCAUUCUAUAAGACGUACCCUGCUGUAAAAAUGUAUAGUCAGUCAGUAGUAGAAGAAUGUAGGAAAAAAGGAUAUGUGGAGACACUUGCACAACGCCGCAGAUAUCUACCUGAUAUUCGCAGUAGUGUGACUGCUAAAAAAAGUGCAGCGGAACGUCAAGCAGUCAACACAACCAUCCAAGGUUCGGCCGCGGACAUCGCAAAAGCCGCCAUGUGUUCAAUAGAUACCAAUACUGACUCGUUAGUGCCCAAACCUCGCCUCAUACUACAAAUGCACGACGAACUAGUUUACGAAGUGCCUCAGUAUUAUAAACAAACGUUCGUAGCUAUUAUGAAGAAAGUAAUGGAAGAAUCCGUGAAACUGACGGUGCCGUUGCCUGUUAAAGUGAAGUGUGGAUAUUCGUGGGGUAGUCUGACAGAAAUGAAAUUGUAUUGA